AUGGAUUUUGCUGGCGGAGUUGGCGGCAUGGCCAACCAGAAUGCCCAUGUGGAUGUGGUAUCUUGGUAUUUGGAUAUUCCAACAGUGUCGCGUCUCUACUUGACGGGCGCAUUCUUGACCACGGCUGCAUGUGGACUAGACAUUGUUAGUCCAUUUUCCUUGUAUUUCAAUUGGGAUUUGGUGUUUUCCAAAGGAGAAGUGUGGAGACUAGUCACAUCCUAUCUCUUUUUCGGAGCCUUUUCAAUUGAUUUCUUAUUCCACAUGUACUUUUUGGUACGAUACAGUCGCUUGCUGGAGGAAGGUGAUUUCCGGGGUCGUACUGCGAACUAUGUUUUGAUGCUUCUAUUCGGGGUCAUGUGCAUUUCACUUGUCGCCGUGUACACGCAUGUUCACUUUUUGGGGAGCGCGUUGACGUUCAUGAUGGUUUACGUUUGGGGUCGACGAAACGAGGAUGUUCGAAUGAGCUUUUUGGGAUUUUUUACGUUUAAUGCCCCUUAUCUACCCUGGGUUAUGUUAGGCUUCAGUGUCUUGAUCGGGAAUGGGAUCACUAUGGACCUCAUUGGAAUUAUUGUUGGGCACACAUAUUAUUUCUUGGAGUUUGUUUAUCCUGUCGUGGCAGAUAUCCGAGGUUGGCGUUUGAAGCGAGUUAUGGAACCACCAACACCUUUGCAUUGGCUCUGUGGAAACCUCGGAUACAACGCACAUUUGCACCAAGAUUAG
This is a messenger RNA of Cylindrotheca closterium, 720 nucleotides long. Lineage: Eukaryota; Bacillariophyta; Bacillariophyceae; Bacillariales; Bacillariaceae. The record is from the annotation of a GenBank genome assembly.